UCUCCGUCGCAAACUCACCUCAACCUCGCACCACCGUCACGAACCGCCUUCCCAAGCUCCAGCGUCCACUUCCCACACCACGCCCUACCACUAGUUCAAAAUGGCAGGCCCCAAUCUCGAAGUCUUCAAGUUUGGCAUGUACAUUAUGUUCCCGAUCGGCAUCAUGUACUACUUCGGAACGAACCUCGACGGGAAGUUCAGCGUGCCGGACUUCUGGCCGAAGCCAGAGCAGACGCAUCGGAUUCCGUAUGAGCGGGAGGAGAUUAAGGCAGAGUUGGAGCGGCUGAAGGCGAGAAAUGCGGAGAUGAAGAGACUCCGGGAGAGGAGGGAGAGGGAGGAGGCGAUGAGGGAGGGUAGGGAUCUCUGAGAUCGAGGGAAAGAUGACAGCGGGGAUGUGAAUAGGGUAUGGUAGUUGGAGGCAGUAGGAAGACUGCGUAUACACCCGACUCGAUUACAGGACGGAACAAGCGAGAACAUCACAACUAGUUGAGCAUGGAAGGCGUUUUGGACCAAAGUGCUGGUGGAUUUUGUACAGUAUUGUACUAGUAUUUUGUACAUCUAUGCGGACAAAUAUGGACAAGGAGAAUCAUCAUAUCGCGGUCUUGCUCGCUAGCUCUUCCCACAG
Paraphaeosphaeria sporulosa is the source of this 625-nucleotide messenger RNA. RefSeq lists its product as uncharacterized. The transcript is spliced from 2 exons. Lineage: Eukaryota; Fungi; Ascomycota; Dothideomycetes; Pleosporales; Didymosphaeriaceae. Gene Ontology annotation, biological process: mitochondrial respiratory chain complex IV assembly. The record is from RefSeq and is a predicted model, not a curated record. Gene Ontology annotation, cellular component: mitochondrion; mitochondrial inner membrane. Bases 101 to 367 code for a protein of 88 amino acids.